CAUCCCCUCCCUCUGCGCCCUCGACCCCUCCUCCCUCCUUUCCCAUCCUUUCCUCCGCCCCGGCUGCCGCUGCCGCCCUCCCGUCGCAGCCAGUCCUGCGCCGUAGCACGGCUCGGCUCGGCUCGGCUGGGCGCGCCAUGGUGCAGCUCGGGGGCGGCCGCCGAGCCCCACUGCCGGCCCCGACCGCGCCUCCGGCCUUCAGCAUCGACAGCAUUCUGCAACCCGGCCCUCGCCACCCGGCCCGGGAGCAGGGCAGAGCCCGCUGCACGCUGCCGGAGGAGGAGGAGGAGGAAGAGGGGCCUGCGGAGCAAGACCCCAGUAAAGACUCCAGCAACUCGGGCAGCGAGCCCCGCCGGCUCCGGGCGGAGGGGACGAGCCAUGGCCUCCGCCCGGAGGCCGAGGGCGGCGGUGUGGGCUCCCGGCUCCCUGCGGAGGGGCCGCGCGGCCCCCGGCAGGCACCGCCGCGGGAAGCCGGGGGCUGUGUCGGGGAGAGCGGCAAGUCGUCGUCGGCGAGCGGUAGGAAGAAGACUCGGACCAUCUUCUCCAAGAGCCAGGUCUUCCAGCUGGAGUCCACCUUCGACGUGAAGCGUUAUCUGAGCAGCGCCGAGCGGGCAGGGCUGGCGGCUGCGCUGCACCUCACCGAGACCCAGGUGAAGAUUUGGUUCCAGAACCGCCGCAACAAGCUCAAGAAACAGAUGUCGGCCGAGCCGGAGGGCCCGGGGUCCGGGCCCGGACUGGUAGAGUCCCCCGGUGAGCUGUCACCUCCCGCCGCCGCCGCGGCUCUCUCCUUCCCGGCCCUUUACAAGGACAGCAGCCUGCUCAGCCGCUGCUUGCUGCCACUGCCCUUCCCCCUGCUCUAUCCGGGCAGCGCCAUCCCCUACGUCUGCCUCCCCGGGCCAGGCAAACACUUCAGCCUGGUGGACGGGGACGUAUAGCCUCUCCCCUCGGACCCCGACCUUCCUCUUGCCGGGGCCGCACCAAUGCUAUUUAUGCCCCUGCCGUGUCGGUGGGGUGUCCGCCUUCGACAAAGCCGGGGGCAGCCGCCCCUCGGCCCACGGGGAGGCCGCCCGGGCUCCCCCCCACGCGUGUCCGUGGGCCACCGACACGUUGUUAAAGCUUCAAAGGGCGCUGCCAGCCCGUUCUCGCUCUUGCAGCGCUUUUUCUCUGGUCAAGACUGAGAAGUUAACAGGGAGCCACCAAAGAAACCGGGAUGUGUUCUGCCUCCCUCCCUCCCAAAUUAUCCCGUGCCUGUAUUUCAGGGGAGCUGAUGCUCUGCCUCAGCCCACGGGGACUGUCUGCACAGCGCCGUGGCUGUCUUCUAAACCCUGAACCGAGUCACUUUUAAUAUAACUUGCUAAAACUGAAGGCCAUGAUGUGCUCCUUUAUCUCAAAUUCUCCACCUCAGAUUCACUUAUCAUCUUUGACAUUAUCAAAAUGUAGACAUCUUUCCUAAGAUUUGGUUCUUAAACUGUGGCUUCUCUAAGUUUUAUUGUCCCUCCCGAAAAAAAUCCAAGCUCUCUCUCACAUUUUUUGUGCUAACCGAUUCUCAAACUGUUGCUCGUCUCCUGUUUUUGCAGAACGAGAGAAGCUGUCUCUCAUGUUUUUGUGCUAACGCCGCCCUGAAAUCUCAUGGGACAAUUUUAUCUGCUAUUCUAGAGUAAAGCAGUGUUAUUUUUUUUUUUUUUCAUAGAUUUCCAAACUCUUUCGUCGUACUUUGGUUUCCAAGUUCACACGCUUUAUAGUCAAAGAUUGGAAAUAAACAUUUUCAGAAAGAUGAAAUGCAUGCUUUUUCGAUACAGUUUCUACUAGGCAGUAUCAAACGAAAGACAGAGUGCAUCGAUGAGUUUUAUUUUAAAAAUAAAGAUUAAAAAUACA
Columba livia (rock pigeon) is the source of this 1875-nucleotide messenger RNA. Its product is annotated as homeobox protein HMX1-like. The record is from RefSeq and is a predicted model, not a curated record. Lineage: Eukaryota; Metazoa; Chordata; Aves; Columbiformes; Columbidae. Gene Ontology annotation, cellular component: nucleus. Gene Ontology annotation, molecular function: DNA-binding transcription factor activity, RNA polymerase II-specific; RNA polymerase II transcription regulatory region sequence-specific DNA binding. The transcript has 2 exons. The coding region runs from base 138 to 935 and encodes 265 amino acids. Gene Ontology annotation, biological process: regulation of transcription by RNA polymerase II.